AUGAUCAAGAUUGAAUGUGGGAAGGUAACAAGUCGAACAUUAGUUAAUACUGGAUCGGUAAAAUCGGUGAUGGCAGAAGAGUUGCACGAAGAAUUAGUAGAGAAAGGUGCUGAGGUGUUAGUAAUGUCAACUAACAACACAAAAGUAAUGGAUGUAUCGGAGAAGAAGUCACAUCCGAUUAUGAAACAGGAUAUGUUCGAGUGCGUGGGUAAUGGCCGACCGUAUCACGUAAUAUAUCUAGUGGUGAAGAAACUAAUUUACUCUUUUAUCAUCGGUAUUGAUUUUCUGGAAGAACAUGGAGUGAUAGUUAAUAUGGAAGAACAGGGAGUUCUUCAACGUGGACAUUGUGGAUGA
Messenger RNA from Gryllus bimaculatus (two-spotted cricket), 354 nucleotides. Lineage: Eukaryota; Metazoa; Arthropoda; Insecta; Orthoptera; Gryllidae. The record is from the annotation of a GenBank genome assembly.